UAGAGUGCGGAACGUGGUGUACUUCGCGGUGUUUUGAACGCUCGUCAAAAGCGUGUUCGUUCGCCGAACAUCGUACGGAAUCGUUAUUGAUAUUCCAUCGCGUUUAACGAAGAACACUUGCUUCGCGUAGGAUCGGAACCAAUCGGCGAUUUUAGGUCCGUAAGACGAUCUUUCAUUCGCGUGGUGCUCGGUGCUUCGACCUCUUCUCGAGGAUCAAAUUCAAGGAUCCUGCGAGGUGGAGAAUCGUAACUGACAGUGACCGUAUCGCCAGUGGUCCGUCUAACAUUGCUCAAGGAUAUAAUUUGUCGGUGUCUGACGGUUCGAUCGGAUGUACUCAAUGCCGCUUGUUCGCCAAGUGUAAACAUGAUUCCCGCGCAUUGACGUUACGCACCGAACCGCGAGUGCGGGUUGCACUCAGCUGUGAAUACGUAAAAAGUGAGAUCAGAGGAAUGUUGAAGCACGUGUCAGUCUCGCCGUGGAGAGGGCGAGCGGACAGCGUGAGUCUCGCCUCGAGCGGGGGUGCGAGCAGUUGCGGAAGCGGAAGUCCAACUCCUGGUCACACGCCGCCGCCUUCGAGAGCGUCUUCGUGCGCUUCGCUCGCACCCCUAACCGCCCUUUCGAGUUUCUCUCCCGUCGAUGCCAACCCGCAACAGACGACCAUAAAAGUGUACGCGAACUGCCUGCGGCCAGACAUCGAGUACAAGACCCUCGGAAUCACCUACGAGACAACCUGCCGUGAAGUCGUACAGAACCUAUUGAACAAGUAUCGCAUGAGGCACCGUGACCCCAGGCUGUUCUACCUGACCAUGGAGGUCACCGUGAGAAGACCGAACGUGAGGACCGUCCUGCCACUCGACGAGGACGCGAGGCCUGCUGUUUUGCAAUCGUGUCAUCCUCGCGGCGAUUCCAGAUUCUCAUUGCAGACACGCCGCGGCGGACUUGUCAAAAUAUACGACAGCGCUCUCAUGUCCGGGUCGAAGUACAAGAGCCUGUUGGUCUCCGAACAGACCACCGUAGACGAGCUCAUCCAGAUGCUGUUAAGUUGCUAUAGCUCCAAAGAACGCGUCGAGCAGUUCUCUCUCUACGAGGUCUGCGAAGGCGAGGAGUACCAAAGGAAAUUGCAUCCUGACGACUCACCCCUUAAGGUCACGCAACGAUGGACAAGCGCGGACCGCCAUCUUCGCAUAAGGCGUAAUCCUGACUACAAUCCUCACAGAAGAAAAAGCAUGUGGGCGUCAGACUCGAGCAUCAGUAUGGCGAUGUCAAGACUGAACCUUCACGGCAACCAUCAGGCCCACUACCACCAGACCCACGACGCAAACAAUCAUCUGGCGAUGUAUCAACAGAAGGAUCACGCUUCGAUCAAUAACAACAACAUCCACAAGAUGGACCAGCACCAUCUGUCGUUGGGCUCGCUGAACCAGCAGCCGAGGAUCGUCGUGCCCCACGCAACGCAGCUGCCGCAAUUGCAGGUACCACGGAAGCAACACCUGCCCCAGAGCGUCCCGUCGACGCCGAUCACGUCGAAACACGUCACGGCGUCCUCUUACGCGGACUACGAGAAUUACCUGUUUAUAUAAACCUCGGGUUACGGUCGAAUCUCGUGCUAACUCGGUGGAAGCGAGUCCCACGCGAUGUAUUGCACGUUUAUGAGAAGUUGGCUAGUGAGACAACAUAGGGGACAGGGGAGUACUUCUUUUGUUUCACCUAUCCCCACUUUCGUCGUCGUCUCGACCAAUAGGGACAAUUCACAGAGCUCUAUGCACCAAUCAGACCCAUAUUCCUUUCGCUAGCCAACUUCUGGCGAACGUACAGUACAUUGAACAAUAACAGCGCGUUGAACAGUAUUUAAUCCACUCCCAGGAGUUCACCAGGCAUUGUACACUUGGAGAGACUUUGGAUGAAAUUAGGGAAGAUGCUUGCGUCGCGAUUAGCCCCCGAGGUUUCAGAUUAUUUAUUGCAACGACAGUCCAAAUUUUAAAAGAUUAUCGAAUCCGCGAAAGGACUUUCGCGUAGACUGAACCACGUGACUGUGAUGGGAUCGAAACGGAGAAUGCCCCAAAUACGUGGAUUUUAACAUUUACAACUGUUUUUCGUGGAAGCUCUACCAUCUGGUUUUUUAAUUGCUUCAUACAUUCCUGGCCAAAGAUACACAGAGGACCAAUGAAAUUCUCUCGUAGUCGCGUGGUUCUGUCUUCGCAAAGUCUUCUAAGCAGAACAGAUUCGCGUCGAUGUGAAGGAACAAAGAGAAUUUACGAUUAUAGUCAGUAGAGAGAGAAAUUGUACCAAAGGUAGCCGUACGAAAUGUUAGAUAUGUAGUGCAUUCAGCCGUAUAUGUGUAAAUGUUUUAUGUUAAAGAGGUAUUUUUAGAGAGUCGAAAUACGAUCGAGGGUGGAUUUACUUUCGAUCAGUGACGUUAAUCCUCCGGGAGCUGUUUGAACGCAGAUUAAAAAAACUAUUCAAUUCAAUCCUUUAAAUCCAAUUUAGAGGGAACGAUUAGAGUAUCAUUAUUCUUUAAAUUUUAUAAAAUGCGGUUCGAAGCGUUCUCGUAGGAUUAAAAGCGUGUAUUUAUGUGCUGCGAGAUGCAUUUACUCGUAAUACACCGCGAAACGCGGAUUCUAUUAUUUAUUUAUAACAUCUGUAAAGUGUCUAAGAUAAGAGAGCCUGGAAUAUUAAGUUAUUAUCAGAAUAUUGUAUGUAAAUCGAAUUAAGCGGGAUUCGAGUAUAUUUGUGUAAAUAGAAUCUAACAAGUGACGAGUAUUUAGGUAACUUUCGCAAAUACCGCGUGGUUAGUUGCGGACGCAAAUGUUAACGAUUCCGUAUGUCGCGUAUCGUUCCUUUUGAAUAUUCAAAACGAACUAGUUUUCCUGUUUUCGCUGGCAUUUAAAGAACAUUAUAUUUUUCUAUACUUCAUUGUACAUAGCGCUCGAACGUCUUCUGCUUCGUUGCCUCGAGUUUCGUUACGGCGAACGUUGGAUCCAUUGCCAAAGAAUCGGUACGAUACGUAUACAAAACCUGUAGAUUCAAUCGUGCCGAAAAACGAGGUGGCCAGAAGCGUCUCCAUAUCGACUAAUUUUGAUUUCUCUAUUGUAAUGCAAUCAUUCGACACGUCGCAUCGCUUUGCGACGUCGAUGACACAAGAAGGCUAUCGCAAGAUUCACGCGAACUUAUAUCAGCAACUGUAACGAGUACAAUGAACCUUGUAUUAUUCUAACGCGACACACCCACGUAGAAUGUAAAUAUUCUUUUGUAUCGUCGUUUGUAAUUCA
This is a messenger RNA of Colletes gigas, 3269 nucleotides long. RefSeq lists its product as uncharacterized. Gene Ontology annotation, biological process: positive regulation of epidermal growth factor receptor signaling pathway; positive regulation of fibroblast growth factor receptor signaling pathway; signal transduction. The coding region runs from base 450 to 1580 and encodes 376 amino acids. The record is from RefSeq and is a predicted model, not a curated record. The transcript has 6 exons. Lineage: Eukaryota; Metazoa; Arthropoda; Insecta; Hymenoptera; Colletidae.